AUGGAGGCGGAUCCAUCGACUCUCCUAGAAUGGCUCCAGAUGGGCACGGAUGAUACUAGAGAGAUGCAAGCAACUGCAUUGGAACAAUUGUGCAACGAUAUUCUUUUUUCAGAUAAUAUUGAUAAUUUUUUUGAGAGAUAUUCUCCCAGAGCUUUCAUUCCGGCUCUUUGCAAAAUAUUCUUAGAUGAACUUGCUCCAGACAAAGUUUUGGAGGCGAAUGCACGGACUCUUACUUAUUUUCUCGAGCUUUCUCUCGAUUAUGUUCAAAGAAUAGUCCAUGUUGAUGGUACCUUAAAGGCAAUUUGCUCUCGCCUUGAUAUGGUUGAUAUGUCUUCCGAGAAAAGCAACGAACUGGGCCAGCAAAUUAUAAAGAUGCUACAAAUAAUCACUACGCGUGCAGCUUCGGCUGUAUCCACCGCUGGCGGAUUGGCUAGUGUUCUGAGAUUUAUUCACCAUUAUAGACCCCUCUUGCACGCGGAUGUGCUGCAAGCAGGAAUGGACAUUGCACAGCGUCUUUGCUCCAAAGCUGAUCCAACUGACUCCGCUAAUUUACCUGUUUGGCUAGAACACCUUACUGCUCUUUUAAAUGAAAAUGAAGCUAAUUCCUUCGUUGGGAGAGCUGGUGUUGCUCCGAGUAUGACCCCAGUUCCUGUUACUGGUGCCCAUACAACCUCAGUUUCUGAUCAGGCGCUGAGAGCCUUCGCUAAUUUAGUUGAAAGAUUUACAAAACGACAUCUGGAUCCUAGUCCUGUAGCUACUCCACAUCUUAUUGAAUGCCUGCUCCAAAGGCUUCGCGCCGCCGGUGGUGUCAUAGAAAGUCCUUUUGAUUCAGCCGCUGGUUCCUCGUCUCCUGAAUUCAUCCAUGCUAACGUCAUAAUAGAACCAAAUCCGACUGCGGUGCAUGCCAUUACGGAUAUCCUCCUUACGCUCUGUUGCAGCUCACCUAGCAUCACUCGUCGCCUUCUUUCAAGUGAUAACCAGUUAGCUAAUACUUUGGCUGCAGUCAUGCUCCGAGGAGAAGAUAGUGUAGUCGCUAGUAUUUCUCAACUGAUUGACAUACUACUAAUUCUUUUAUACAGUUCUAAAUCUACUGUUUCUGCUACUAAUAGUCCAUGUCCCGUUUCAAAAUCGCCACCCGAGACUGACACAAGACCAAAAAAGUCAACUACCCAACCCACUUUUGUUGAUAUUUCGCAUACAUUAGAGAAGAACGAUGCAAAAAUAGAUUCCGAGCGAUAUUCUACCAAAUCUUCUGCCAAAAUUAACCCUAGUCACAAAUCGAAAAAUGGCCAGGAGUCAUGGAAGAGCCAAUCAGUAACCCUCAAAACUGUGGAAAGGGCUAAUCAUGCCUUAACUUCGCAUGUCGAUCCUCAUGGUUCUGCUACUUUGAAGCGUGACUAUGUGCAUAGAUUUCUGAUAGAGGAAAUUAAAAGACAAGAUUCGGACGCUUUUAUGCAAGCACUUGCAUGUCGUGAAAAUAUUGACGUCAACUACACAGAUCACUUAGGGCAGACUCUACUUAACUGGGCUGCUUCGUUUGGGUCACCUAUCAUGGUUGAAGCACUUUGUCUUCGUGGUGCCGACGUUAAUGCUGGAAUUCGUAGCUCGCUUAACUAUGCCGCAACUUAUGGCCGGGUUGAGGUAUGCCGCGUUCUUCUCGCCUGGGGGGCUGAUCCAGAACUCAGGGACUCAGAAGGUUUUCGGCCGAUUGAUAGGGCGCGGAAGAAGCUUCCUGAUGCUCGUUGCCAGCGCGUAGUGGAGCUUUUUGAUACCAGCAGCAGAAGUAUGAUGAGCAUUAAUUCAUUGUUUUGUAUACACUACUUAUUUUUUUAUUCUGUUACCUAA
Messenger RNA from Protopolystoma xenopodis, 1845 nucleotides. The record is from the annotation of a GenBank genome assembly. NCBI's taxonomy places the organism in Eukaryota, Metazoa, Platyhelminthes, Monogenea, Polystomatidea, Polystomatidae.